GCUCUACGGCUUCGGCGGCGACGCCAACGCGGACAAGCACUUCAUGAACAAGAAGACGCACAACUACACCGCCGAGCACGAGGUCCUGGAGCAGCUCGUGCGCGGGGAGUUCCCGGACUCCGGCUGGCGGUUCUCGAAGGGCAACCCGAAGCGCACCAACGAGACCGCCGCGGUGUCCGUGCCUCGGCAGCAGAG
Molecule: messenger RNA, 195 nt
Organism: Prorocentrum cordatum
Lineage: Eukaryota; Dinophyceae; Prorocentrales; Prorocentraceae
Source: the annotation of a GenBank genome assembly